GCGAAUAACAAAUGCCGGCGCAGUGAGGAUUGAGCUUUAUGAUUAUAGAAUAAGUCAGAAAUUGUUAAUGCUGUAGUAGGAAAAGGUAUUGUUGGAUUAUAUAUGGUUGCUAUUAUUCAGAUUUGUGAAGUUUAAAAAUUGAUUAUCGACGUACCAAGAGAAUUUCAAUAUGACAUCUCUUAAAGUUAUGCAACCAGGUUUAAAACUAUUACAAUCGGCUACAAAGAUUUUAAAUGUACCUUCAUUUCGAACCAAAUAUUAUUAUGUUAACAAAGAUGAUGAUGGAAAAACUUGGAGAGAUAUUGCUGAUGCCACAGUACAGAAGAUAUUUUUGUUAGAAAUUUUACGUGGAAUGGGAAUUACAAUGUCCCACUUAUUUAGAGAACCAGCAACGAUAAACUAUCCAUUUGAAAAAGGUCCUUUAAGUCCACGAUUUAGAGGAGAACAUGCAUUGAGAAGAUAUCCUUCAGGAGAGGAAAGAUGUAUUGCAUGUAAAUUAUGUGAAGCAAUUUGUCCGGCACAAGCUAUUACUAUUGAAGCAGAAGAAAGAGCUGAUGGUUCUAGACGAACAACAAGAUAUGAUAUAGAUAUGACCAAAUGUAUUUAUUGCGGUUUUUGUCAAGAAGCUUGUCCAGUUGAUGCAAUUGUAGAGGGUCCAAAUUUUGAAUUUUCUACAGAAACACAUGAAGAAUUGUUAUAUAAUAAAGAAAAACUUUUAAACAAUGGAGACAAGUGGGAAACUGAAAUUGCUAGUAACAUUCAUGCUGAUCAUUUAUAUCGUUAAAUAAUUUAUAAGAUGUAGUGCCAAAUUAUAUGUAGUAAAUAA
This is a messenger RNA of Colletes gigas, 826 nucleotides long. RefSeq names its product NADH-ubiquinone oxidoreductase subunit 8 (gene ND-23). Gene Ontology annotation, molecular function: 4 iron, 4 sulfur cluster binding; NADH dehydrogenase activity. The coding region runs from base 170 to 784 and encodes 204 amino acids. Gene Ontology annotation, cellular component: membrane. Lineage: Eukaryota; Metazoa; Arthropoda; Insecta; Hymenoptera; Colletidae. Gene Ontology annotation, biological process: mitochondrial respiratory chain complex I assembly; mitochondrial electron transport, NADH to ubiquinone. The transcript is spliced from 4 exons. The record is from RefSeq and is a predicted model, not a curated record.